Molecule: messenger RNA, 267 nt
Organism: Lachancea lanzarotensis
Lineage: Eukaryota; Fungi; Ascomycota; Saccharomycetes; Saccharomycetales; Saccharomycetaceae
Gene: LSO2
Product: LALA0S06e01838g1_1
Exons: 1
Coding region: 1-267 (88 amino acids)
Source: RefSeq, a predicted model, not a curated record
AUGGGUAAACGUUUUUCGGAAUCGGCAGCGAAAAAAGCAGCUGGAAACCAGCGUAAGAAAGAACAGGCUCAUGCCAAGGAGAAAGCUCAUAGGAGUGCAUUAGAAGCCCAAGAAGCUGCCAAAUGGGAGCAAGGAGCGGACACAGGUAACCCAAAGAAACUGUUAGAAGAACAGAAAAAACAGGAGAGACUGAGGGCAAAGAAGGAGCGUGACGAAAUGCUGGCAGCAGAAGAAGCCUCUUUGGGCAAAGGUGGUAAGGGCAAAUGA